AUGCAAAAAGAUAUAUCCAAAACAUCAGGUGCUGCCACGAAUAUUUGUGCUAAUGGUGAACGAGCAACAACUGUGCCAUUUCGCAUAGAACAAAAUUGUCGACGUGUUGGUGGAAGAUGGAGAAGGGGUAGAUCGGCUCACUGCGGACGUCGUAAUCAACCCGUAUUUUUUGGUCCAUCUGCAGAAUUCUCCACCCCGCCACAUGCUAUUUUUGACAUACCACCGCGUGUACUACCCGCCAAUAUGUUUAAUGCCAACGUGGUACCACCUAGCGAAAGAGAUGCUCAAUUCGAUUUGCAAUUUGCGCCUUUCAUGAAUCAUUUUCCAACAUAUCAGUUUGAUAGUUAUCCCCCACGCUUUUAUGAUAAUGCACCUCCUUUAUCUUUAAAUGAGAGCGGUUCUAUUCAUCCAUCAUCAUCAUCGUCCUCAGCACAUAACCUUCAUUCUAUAAGGGGUGGAAAAACGAAUUGUCACAAAGUAAGACGGGAAAAUGCCAAGAAAUCACGAUAUAAUUAUCAGAAACUUCCAUCUGAACAGUUUUCUCAAUUAAAUUUAGAGGGUGAGAUGACUGACAUCCAAGAAGGCUAUGGCUGUCCACCGUCGUAUGUUAUGGAGAGCUAUCGAGAUCAGACAGAGUUGUCUGAAGCAACACAUGAUGAUUGCAACUCAGAGAUACCGACUUCUGUAAACGAAAUCUUUCAAAGAGGAAUAACUCAUCGCGAACACGACUCAUUGCAAACAUUACGAGAUAGAUUGAAAAAGCAGUUGGAAGAAGAAAACUAUGAAUGCAUGAUUUGCUGCCAAAUUAUCCGUGCUAAUGAGUGGAUAUGGACUUGCAAAAAAUGUUAUCACAUGUUCCAUAUUAAUCGUGCAAAUUCUUAUGGUUGCAUAACACAAUGGGCAGCUAAAAGUUUCAAAGCAGAUGUUGGCUGGCGAUGUCCAAGUUGUCAGAAUGUUACUUUUGAACUUCCCAAACAGUAUCGGUGUUUUUGUACUAAAAAAUUGAAUCCUCCAACACAAAGAUUCCCGGAUAUGCCGCACUCAUGCAAUGGGAUUUGUGGGAAAAUCCGUGGUGGCGGUUGUGUUCAUCCAUGUACCGAUCAAUGUCAUCCAGGACCUUGUUCAGAAUGUCCGCGUACGAUUACUCAAAAAUGCAACUGCGGUCGGCAAAUUAUUGCUGGUCGCUGCGGUAAGCAACUGGAAUUUAAGUGUUCGAUGGUGUGCGGAAAAACACUCAAUUGUGGGAUACACAAAUGCGAAAUUAUCUGUCACCAAGGAGAAUGUAACGCUUGUGAACAUGUUAUUACCCAAAAAUGUUUUUGUGGUCUCGAAGAGCGGGUUGUACCGUGCACAGCUUUGAAUUUGAAGGUCACUUCAUUUAGUUGUGGUGCUCCAUGCACUGGGAUGUAUUCAUGUGAUAUUCAUAAAUGUGAACUCAGAUGUCAUGACAAACAUGGAAGGGAUGAUUGCGGACUGUGCAGUUUAUCGCCGGAAAGGAAGGAAUAUUGUCCAUGUGGGCGAACGCUUAUUGUAGAAUUAGAGAAAGUGACACGAACAUCGUGCACUGAUCCAGUUCCUACAUGCAAAAAUGUUUGUGGCAAAGUCCUGGCCUGUGGUCCAGAAGAUAAACCGCAUCGCUGUAUGCAAUUAUGUCAUGUAGGAUCUUGUUCUCGAUGUCCUUCAAGUUGUUUGAUAAGUUGCAGAUGUAAAGCCGUGAAAAAAAUAAUACCAUGCAAGGAAUUUGUUCUUUACUCGGGUGAAAUUUUACAUCUGGCCGAAAAUCCGUAUCUUUGUGUGCGGCGGUGUAAAAAAUUGAAAACUUGUCAGAAUCAUCGAUGCCGUGCCGUCUGCUGCAUUGAUGAGGAGCAUGUCUGUAUGCAGAUCUGCGGUAAAAAACUAAACUGUGGGAUUCAUAACUGCGAUCGAUUAUGUCACGUUGGACAGUGCCCUCGAUGUUUGCAAGCAAGUUUUGAAGAGCAGUACUGUUUGUGUGGACACACCGUCCGCGAACCACCUGUUCCGUGCGGGACAUCAUUACCACCUUGCGAUCAACCAUGCUCACGACAACAUCCUUGUAAUCAUCCCCCAAUGCACAGCUGCCAUGCUGAACCUGAGUGUCCUCCCUGUACUGUGCUUACUCAGAAACCGUGUUAUGGUGCACAUGAGAUUCGCGCAAAUAUCCCAUGUUUUUUAAACGAUGUUUCCUGUGGACGCCCAUGUGAUAAGAAACUGUCGUGCAAAGUACAUCGCUGCAAACGGAUUUGUCAUGCAGGACAGUGCUUAGUAAAUGAGUGCCAGCAACCAUGUAGUAAAAGAAGAGUUGGAGAAGCCUGUGAUCACAUCUGUGGCCUUCCAUGUCAUGGCGAUACUCCUUGUCCCAAAACCAAAGUGGCCAUCACUUGCUCAUGUCUUCGGAAAUCGUCUGAAAUGCAUUGUUCUGAUGUUGAAAAAGCUUAUCAAAAAUUCUUAUCAUUGAAAGUAAUGGAGGAUAACCAUUUGAAUAUAUCUGCAGAGAAUCGACUAUUAAAAAGAAGUUUAAGUGUAGAGAAAUAUCAUUGUCUUCCAUGUGAUAUCGAAUGUCAACGAGCACUGCGAAACAAGAAAAUGGCAGAAAUAUUAAAUAUUUCUCGUCCAGAUGCAACUAAUGCUGUGUCAGUUUACACCACUUUUCUCAAAAAUAAAUUGAAAACAAAUUACGAGGAACUUUUGGACAUCGAAAACACACUGGUUGAACUUGUGCAUGAUUUGAAUGCGGAUCCAAAUGUGACAACGGUUAGUCACUCAUUUCCACCUAUGUACUCGGAAAUGCGCCGUAUAAUUCAUGAAUAUAGCAGACAUUUUGGCAUUGAAACAGCCAGUUAUGGCCAAGAACCAGGAAGAAAUGUAGUUGCCACUGCUAAACGGGAUGUGAGUUGUAUGCCAGCUGUACUUCUUACAGCUACUAAAAGAUAUUCAGAAACAUCAUCAACAUCAGGCACUGUGGCAGUUGUUCCACCCAAGACUCUAUCAUCGAUUUCAAAAAAUUUAUCUGUUGAAAACAGAAUGCAGCAGUUACAAUCAGUAGGGAAAGUAUUAAAACGAGGUGUUAAAGAACCACUGACAUCACAAAAAUAG
Acanthocheilonema viteae is the source of this 3114-nucleotide messenger RNA. Lineage: Eukaryota; Metazoa; Nematoda; Chromadorea; Rhabditida; Onchocercidae. The record is from the annotation of a GenBank genome assembly.